GUGGCGAGUGCACACUGCACAGUGCACGUACUACGUUGCUCGUAGCUCGUAUGUACGUUGAACGUUGUCGUCGUCGUCGUCGUUGUCAUUGCAUCAUUCGAAUCGUCGGUGAUAAUCGUCGCCGCCGUGAUUCUUCAUCGAAAUUUCGAAAGAGAUUAUAUUAAUAUUAUAAUACAUUUAUUGUUAUUGCUUAUUAUUAUUUACGUAUUUAGUUUUUACACACAUUUGUGCGUAGGAAAUCCAUAAAAAUUUUAUUAUUAAUGUAAUGUAAAUAUGUAAAUAGUCAAUUCAAAUAAAUUACAGCCUGCAGCGAACAAGUAACGAUGACGCGGCGGCGUGCAUACAAUAAUUUUAUAAUAAUUAUCACUGUCGUCGACGUCGUCGUUAAGUGAUCUCUCGUUAUCUUUUCUUCUUUCGUCGUAUGCUGACUGACAUUCCGCGUUACGGCCGUUAUUAUAACGCUUGUGACGCAGUAAAUUUGUCCUAGAAUUCUGGUCUCUAACGACGUCAGACAAUCUGCAACCGUGUUGGACCAAUUCCAGGUCCAUAUUGAUCAAGACUGAAUUAAUAUUUAUGAAUGUUGAAACAAAUUUAGUCAUGGCAAUUAAGUACAACCUUGUUAGAGUUGUAUUUCAUGUCAAGAAACCAAAUCAAUUCUUUUUAAUCUAGUCCAUUUAAAUACUUUACAAAUAUCAAUAUAAAUAAUCCAUCUACAUAGUUAUGUGAUUUUUUUAUUAUGUUUACUUAUACAGUAUAAAAAAUGCCCAGAAGACCAUUGACAGAUGAACAACGAGAACAAUCCAGAAAACGUCGCCUAGAACGUGACCGUGAACGACAACGAAAAAGACGGUUAGAUCCAGAAUUGAGAGCUAUUGAGCGAGGAAAAAACACGAUUGCUAAAAGAAUAUCUAGAUCUAAAGGCCUUUAUAAUGAUAAUAUUGAUAAAUUAUAUUCAGAAGCUAAUAUCGAUUGUAGUAAAAUGACAUUGUUAGAUAAUGUGAAUAUUGUGGAUUUAGAAGAUCUGAACCGUAUAAAAAAAGAAAGAGAUAAAGAAAGACAACGUCAAAGAAGAAUGGAUCCUGAAUUCCGUGCUAAAGAACGUGCAAGAAAUAGAGUAUUAAAAAGGAUUGCUCGACAAAAAAGUUAUUAUACUCUGGAGGUAGUAAAUUGUGAAUGCUGUGGAGAACCAAUAGAAAGUGACCAUGUAUGUUUCUCCAACAUAUUAUCAGUCGAACUCCACGAAAUUGAUGUUACCAAUAGUACCAUAAAAAAGUCAUGAAUGGUACUAUGAAUGAUUGCUAACAUUAUUUUUAUUUUUUUUCAACAUUUUAAGUUUUAUUUUCCACUCAAUUUUUUUUUUUUUUUUUAAUUUCUUCAAACAUUUAAUUUUAAAAUUAAAACUUGAAAUUACUGUUUUAUUUUGUUUUAAUAAUUAUUUAAUAUGUAUUAUACAAGUAUGUGUGUAUUGAGUUUAAAUGAAACUAUGUGAUAUCACACCAAAGACUUAAAUAUUAUUUUUCAGAUAAUUAAUUAUAUCUGUAUAUGUUUUGUUAUAAAUAGAUUAACUUAUAACAGCUUAAAUGUUUUUGUUAACAUUAUGCCACUUUAUUACUGUUAACUAUUAAACAAUUAUUGUAACUAGAUAUUUGGACGUUAAUAACUUAAAAUUACAUUUAUUAUUGUUUAAAUUAAUUAUUCUUUAACAGUUAAACAUGUUGACUGCAUUCUGGCGUCUAUUGACAUCCUUAAGAUCAUUCAAUGCCAUUUGGUGUCAAGUAUUCAUUUGAGAAGUGUUGCUGAACUUUGUUUAAUAAUUAAUUAGUGCAGAUAAUAAAUAGAUAUUUUAAAAUAUGUAUUCAUAUGCCAUUCACUAGCAAUACCAUUUAUUACAAGACUAGUUUCUAUUUAUUGAAUUGAAUUUAUUAUUUGUGUCUUUUGGAGCAGUGACGUAAUUUGGUAAUGUUUGUGUUUAGGGGAAGUAGGAAAGGGACAAAGAAUGAAAUUUUUUAUAUUUUACCUAUUACUUCACAAAAAUAAUUCAUGUGUGCCAUAAGCAUCUCUCAACAUAACCUUUGUGAUAUACUGAUAUGUAUAAAUAAGAACACAUAUAAAAAAAUAAUAAUGUAUGUACAUAUAGAAAAAAAUAAAUAGCUGCAUUAUAUUUAAAUAAUCACUUAUAAUUAAUAUAAUUCUAUAUUAUACAUAUGGUAUUGCUUAUGAGUUAUGACUAUGAGUAUCGUUGCUCUGUAAUAAAAUAGUACUGAACCAUUCAGUGGUUUAUUUUUGUACCGCAAUACAUCAUAAUAUAAUAUAUUUGUUGUAUUGUGUUAUUACAAAGUAGUAUUAUUUUAGUUGUAUGUACAAUUAGCUUAGAGGAUUUGGGGUUUUCUUUAUGACAUACAUCAAAUAUACUAUAGUACCAUUAAAUAAGUACUCGUGGUAUGCCAGUCUUUAAAAAAUAGUCAUGAGAUAUGAUGGAGGAAUUAGAGGAUACACAUUCAAAUCCCCUCCCCUCAUAAUUAUACUACUGCACUGGAAUGAGAAUCACUUAAAGACCUACAGUCAAUGUGUUGGUCAAAAGUAAAAGAAUGCCCAUGGAUAUAUUCCUAAUUUAAGAAAAAUUAAGGAAAUUAAAAAUAGGAAUUACAGUUUAUUUUAUAAAUUUUACAACAAUAAUUUUUUAUUUUUAUUAAAUAAUUUAUUUAAAAAACUUAAGAGUUUUUAAUAUUGCAUCAUAACUUAAAUUUUAAUGUCCAAAUUCUAGAUAACAUGGCUAUUUCAAAAUGUUUAUAAAUAUUGUUUGUUAUGUAUAAUUUAAUUUUUUUUUUUUUUUUUUUUUUUUUUUUUUUAAUACACCCGCGGCAACUUAGGCCAUUGGGGAUGGAUUAGGUUUUUUAAUCGGUUAUUACUGUAAGGUUGGGAACGGUAGGGAGAAACACGUGUGUGUGUUGUGGCAGAAUUUCUAAUGGGGCACCCGUAGGUUUCUGCCAUGCCCCGGGGUGGGGGAUGGCGGCACUUAUUCUCCGGACACCGUGACUUGCCCGAAGAAAAAUGCCACCCGGUGACCGCGGAUCGAACCAGCGACCGGCUGCGCCGCAACCGA
Molecule: messenger RNA, 3103 nt
Organism: Aphis gossypii (cotton aphid)
Lineage: Eukaryota; Metazoa; Arthropoda; Insecta; Hemiptera; Aphididae
Product: zinc finger CCCH domain-containing protein 13-like
Exons: 5
Coding region: 761-1279 (172 amino acids)
Source: RefSeq, a predicted model, not a curated record